CUAGGGGGCGGGGUUAUGUAUUCUGACCAAUGGCCAGUCGUCACCGAGGCCCCGCCCACUCCCCGCCCCCGGAGUCGCGGCGUCGCAGAGUGCCCAACCGCCCGGCGCCCUGGCCUGGGGCAGCGCGAGCGCCCGAACCUGCGGCUGGACACCAAGAUGCCCGGUGAACAGCAGACAGAGGAGGAGGAGGAGGAAGAGAUGCAAGAAGAGAUGGUGCUGCUGGUAAAGGGUGAGGAGGAUGAGGGUGAAGAGAAGUAUGAAGUGGUGAAACUCAAGAUCCCCAUGGACAACAAGGAGGUACGUGUCCCACACCCUGGGGUCCCUUCACCCCUAAACCUGGUGCAGGUCCAGCCUCCCUCAGACAGAAUCCAGGGAUCCUGUCCCUACUUUCCCUUGACUCUCAGGGUUGGCCAACCAUCCUUCUGUCCCACAGUCCAUGCUGCCAUCAUACAGAUGUCACGCCUACUGUGCCAGGCUCUGUGCUGGGUGCUGGAGAGUAAACGCUCUCCUCGGUUCCUCGUGGAGCUUGAUGUCUAGCAGGGUUAGACUGACAAGGGUGUUGAAGGUUUAAAGAGAGGAGUUUUAAGGAGAUCAAAAUGUGAGUUAGAUUUACCCAUUAGAGACCCUAACUGCCACUAGGUAUAGUUCUACUUCCCAAAACCCUACAGGACUCCCACCCACAGCCAGAGCAGCCCUGAGUCCAGCUGGAGGACUUCUGGGCCAGAUUUGUGGGCCCAGGCUCCCUCUGAUUUCUUCAUGCACAGGCGCCAGUUCCCAGAAAAAGAAAGUUCUGCUGCCCCCUAGUGGAUGUGGUGGGCCCUAGGGGGAGGGGGCUGGCUGCUGUGGCCUCCUCUUCCAGUCAAAAUAACUAUUUAGGGAAUUCCCAGGCGGUCCAGUGGUUAGGACUCUGCGCUUUCACUGCCGCGGCCCGUUUAGUUCUGUUUUCUCAGGCCUCCUUGGCCCAUCCUCCUAGCUCAGCCUGCCUCUUCCGGCCCUGUGAAUCCCCUGGUCUCCACCUUUGGCCUGUAAGUUUAGAACUCAGACUCCAGAGAUUAGGGUGGACUUUCAACUCUGUCACUUACCAGCUGUGUGACCUUAGGCAAGUUUAACCUCAUUGUGCCUCAGUUUCCUCACUGGUAAAAGGGAAAUCAUAAUAGCACCUACUUCUUGGGGUUGGGAGGAUUAAAUGAGUUAAUACAUGUAAAGAGUUAGAACUGUGUCUGGCACAUAAUAAACACUAUGUAAG
Messenger RNA from Physeter macrocephalus (sperm whale), 1246 nucleotides. RefSeq lists its product as uncharacterized. The transcript has 2 exons. The record is from RefSeq and is a predicted model, not a curated record. The coding region runs from base 16 to 537 and encodes 173 amino acids. NCBI's taxonomy places the organism in Eukaryota, Metazoa, Chordata, Mammalia, Artiodactyla, Physeteridae.